AUGGCUGAAGCACCCCAAACCGACGUCUCUCGUCCUUCGGCGCUUCCUACGGCCAAGCUCCUGCAGCGGAGCGCCUUCAGCCAGGCGCUCGUAGAUCAGAAGUCGGACGAGUAUCUCGACAAUGUCGAGGAGGAGUGGAACAAGAAGGUGGACACGGAGAUCGAGACGCUCGUGGAUGGCAUGGUGGACAUCGUCAGCCUGGCCUCGAUAGGUGACAAGGACAAGUUCCGCGUCGCCCAGGAGUCAUUCCAGACGGAGUGUCGAGCUGAAUCUAUGGUCCGCGCGGCCCACUCGCUGCUGUCUAUCACGCAUUCGCUGAAGCUGCUGCUAUUGCUGUCGGACGAAACCCAAAUAGCGCAUCGGCGGGACGCCGAGCUCAAGCACGUCCAGCAUGAGAAGACCGAGGCUCGCGAAAAGGUCGCUGUUCUACUCGACGAGCUCCUCAAGCGGCCGCAUGAGUCGUAG
Molecule: messenger RNA, 465 nt
Organism: Coniophora puteana RWD-64-598 SS2
Lineage: Eukaryota; Fungi; Basidiomycota; Agaricomycetes; Boletales; Coniophoraceae
Exons: 3
Coding region: 1-465 (154 amino acids)
Biological process (GO): regulation of transcription by RNA polymerase II
Cellular component (GO): mediator complex
Molecular function (GO): transcription coregulator activity
Source: RefSeq, a predicted model, not a curated record